Molecule: messenger RNA, 2997 nt
Organism: Setaria italica (foxtail millet)
Lineage: Eukaryota; Viridiplantae; Streptophyta; Magnoliopsida; Poales; Poaceae
Product: acetyl-coenzyme A synthetase, chloroplastic/glyoxysomal
Exons: 18
Coding region: 321-2570 (749 amino acids)
Molecular function (GO): acetyl-CoA synthetase activity; AMP binding
Source: RefSeq, a predicted model, not a curated record
CGGGCGUCUCCCCUUCCAUUCCCGUCACCGGCGACCCUCUAGUAGUCGUAGGCUAGCACUAGCAGCAGGAAGGAUACGCUACCGCCGCCGCGGCUCCCAGCGCCACCAGAAAAAAGGCAAGGCGAAGGCGAGACCAACUCGGCUUCUCGCUUUUCCGCCCGCUUGAUUUGCCUCCGCCACCAGACGGGCGCGGCCGGAUAGCCGAGAGCAACCUGUAAAGUCAGAGGAGAAUUGGUCCACGGCCACGGCCGAGCUGCAGCAACCAGCAGGUGGUGAGGUGAGGUGAGCGGAGGCCAUCAGGUGCCCGCUCGCCGCGCGUCAUGGCCCACCAUAUAUACGCCACCACCAGCGGGUGCGCCCGCCCCGCGAUCCCGCCGCUCUUUCCCGCGCCGACGCCGACCCUUCCUCUACCCUCAUCUUCGUCUCGGUUGCGGCGACGCCGGGGGAGUCACAGUCCCAGUCCCAGUCCCACUCCCAUGGGCGCGACCGGGCACCUGGGUGCGCUGGCGGUGGCCGCCGGCGCCGCUAAGCCGCGGAACGGCGGCAGGCCGUGCGCGGCCGUGCUGGGCGACCCGCUGCCGGCGCUCGACGACGACCCGGGCCUCCUCGUCCACCCCAGCGCCGACUUCGCCGCCCAGGCUCUCGUCUCCUCCACGCAGCAGUACCGGGAGAUGUACCAGAGGUCGAUCGACGACCCGGCUGGGUUCUGGUCGGAGAUUGCGGAGGAGUUCUACUGGAAGCAGAAGUGGAACCCUGAUGCAGUUUGCUCUGAGAACCUCGAUGUCACCAAGGGGCCGAUCAAGAUUGAAUGGUUCAAAGGGGGGAAGACCAACAUAUGCUACAAUGCGGUGGACCGCAAUGUAGAGUCUGGGAACGGGGACAAAAUUGCCAUGUACUGGGAGGGGAACGAGCCCAGUGAUGACGGGAAGCUCACAUACUCUGAGCUCUUGGACCAGGUUUGCCAGCUGGCGAAUUACUUGAAAAGCGUCGGUGUUGGAAAGGGUGAUGCCGUGGUGAUCUACCUGCCAAUGUUGAUGGAGCUUCCCAUUGCAAUGCUUGCAUGUGCUCGCAUCGGUGCUGUUCAUUCGGUUGUGUUUGCUGGCUUCUCUGCUGAUGCAAUAGCACAAAGAAUCAUUGACUGCAAGCCUAAGGUUGUGAUUACCUGCAAUGCUGUGAAAAGAGGGCUGAAAGCCAUCCCUCUCAAAGAUAUAGUUGACACUGCUCUGGUUGAAAGUGCAAAGAAUGGAGUUGAUGUAGGCAUUUGCUUGACAUAUGAAAAUCAGUCAGCACUGAAUAAAGUAGACACACGUUGGAAACCAGGGAGAGAUGUUUGGUGGCAGGAUGUUGUUCCCAAUUUCCCAACUAAAUGUGAUGUGGAAUGGGUUGAUGCAGAGGAUCCAUUGUUUCUUCUGUACACAAGUGGCAGUACAGGAAAGCCAAAGGGUGUGUUGCAUACAACUGGGGGCUAUAUGGUCUACUCUGCAACAACAUUUAAGCAUGCAUUUGACUACAAGCCAGCGGACGUAUACUGGUGCACUGCGGACUGUGGUUGGAUUACUGGACAUAGUUAUGUGACAUAUGGUCCUCUGCUGAAUGGAGCCACAGUUCUCGUUUUCGAAGGGGCUCCAAAUUACCCUGAUCCUGGUCGGUGUUGGGACAUUGUUGACAAAUAUGGAGUGACAAUAUUUUAUACCGCACCAACACUUAUACGCUCACUCAUGCGUGAUGGUACUGAGUAUGUUUCUCGGUACUCUCGCAAAUCCCUCCGAGUGCUUGGAAGUGUGGGUGAGCCAAUUAAUCCAACUGCAUGGAGAUGGUUCUAUGAUGUAAUUGGUGACUCACGAUGCCCCAUAUCAGAUACUUGGUGGCAAACUGAAACUGGUGGAUUCAUGAUCACUCCUUUACCUGGCGCUUGGCCUCAAAAACCAGGAUCAGCAACAUUUCCUUUCUUCGGUGUGCAGCCAGUCAUUGUUGAUGAGAAAGGGCGGGAAAUGGAAGGAGAAUGCAGUGGAUAUCUUUGCAUAAAGAAGUCAUGGCCUGGGGCUUUCCGGACUCUCUAUGGAGAUCAAGACAGAUAUGAGACGACAUACUUCAAACCGUUUGCUGGAUAUUAUUUCUCGGGUGAUGGCUGCAGAAGGGAUAAAGAUGGCUACCACUGGCUGACUGGAAGAGUUGAUGACGUUAUCAAUGUGAGUGGACACCGGAUUGGGACAGCCGAAGUUGAGUCUGCUCUGGUUUCACAUCCAAAAUGUGCCGAGGCCGCUGUUGUUGGUAUUGACCAUGAGGUUAAAGGGCAGGGGAUAUAUGCUUUUGUGACUUUGGUGGAUGGCGUUGCCUACAGUGAUGAUCUAAGAAAAAGCCUCAUUAUGACAGUCCGCGGCCAGAUUGGCGCAUUUGCUGCUCCUGAUAAGAUCCACUGGGCACCGGGGCUCCCUAAGACACGAAGUGGGAAGAUCAUGCGAAGAAUCCUGCGGAAAAUUGCAUCCAGGCAACUAGACGAGCUCGGUGAUACGAGCACGCUUGCUGACCCUGGUGUUGUUGACCAGCUGAUUGCGCUCAGCGAUAGCUGACCUUAUCGGCCAUGGGGGACGGAACAAUCACUGCCUGCACUACAUGUGUAAAUUUCAACUUGUGUGCGGUCAGUCGCUCUAUCCAUGAUUCUCUUGUUUCUUCGGUGUUUUGGAAUUGGCAACCAAAGAUGGAUACUGAAACGACGGGUUUGAUGCGGUGAGUCUGCAAAUUGCUGGAUCAGUCACAAAUAGAUGCAGUUUGGUAAAUAAGGAAAUUAAUGUAAGUGGAAGUUUUGGUUACAUCCGAAAGUAAUGUAAUGGGACAACCACAAGUCCCAUUUUAUGGGUGCGCGGCAUACAGGAAUCUGUCAUUGAACACUAAAGCAGGACAUGUUUACUGCCUCUGUAUGCUGUUCAAAGCAUGCAGGCGCCCCAUUUUUUGGAACUUCACUAAACCCUGUGAGAAUUGAACUGUUCCGUUCGAAUU